GGGCUCGCUUCUGCCUGUGGCUCCGAGCGGAGCGAAGGAGUUGGUACUCGCAGAGUCGGCCGUCGAAGGUCCUCUCGUCCCCCUCGGCACGCCCUGCAGCCUCACUCCAUGCUCCCGACGCUGCCCGGCCCCUCGCCCCUUAGCUGACGGCGCCCGCCUCUCCGGGCAGCACCCAUGCACUGCGCGCUCCGGGAGUCGUAGGCUGCAGCUGCCUGCGGCUCCGGAACCGGCUGUGGCUCCGCGGCCGUGGGGGCGUCAAUGGAUCGCCAUUCCAGCUACAUCUUCAUCUGGCUGCAGCUCGAACUCUGUGCCAUGGCGGUGCUGCUCACCAAAGGUGAAAUCAGAUGCUACUGUGAUGCUGCCCACUGCGUGGCAACUGGCUAUAUGUGUAAGUCUGAGCUGAGUGCCUGCUUCUCUAGGCUUCUUGAUCCUCAGAACACAAAUUCCCCACUCACCCAUGGCUGCCUGGACUCUCUCGCAAGCACUGCAGACAUCUGCCAAGCCAAACAGGCACAAAACCACUCUGGCACGGCCAUGCCCACAUUGGAAUGCUGUCAUGAAGAUAUGUGCAAUUACAGAGGGCUGCAUGAUGUUCUCUCUUCUCCCAAGGGGGAGGCCUCAGGACAAGGAAACCGGUAUCAGCAUGAGGGUAGCAGAAACCUCAUCACCAAAGUGCAGGAGCUGACUUCUUCCAAAGAGUUGUGGUUCCGGGCAGCAGUGAUUGCUGUACCUAUAGCUGGAGGGCUGAUUUUAGUGUUGCUUAUCAUGUUGGCCUUGAGGAUGCUGCGAAGUGAAAACAAGAGACUGCGGGAUCAGCGGCAACAGAUGCUUUCCCGUUUGCACUAUAGCUUUCACGGACACCAUUCCAAAAAGGGGCAGGUUGCAAAGUUGGACUUGGAAUGCAUGGUGCCAGUGAGUGGGCAUGAGAACUGCUGUCUGACCUGUGAUAAAAUGAGACAAGCAGACCUCAGCAACGACAAGAUCCUCUCACUUGUUCACUGGGGCAUGUACAGUGGGCAUGGGAAGCUGGAAUUCGUAUGACUGCGUCUUAUCUGAACUGAGCUUCUUGGACGCUUGAAGGCCUUUGAGUUCCGCUGGACAGGAGCACUUUAUCUGAAGAAAAACAAACUCAUGUAAUCAUCUUUGAGAGACAAAGUGACCUCUGCAAACAGAAUCUUGGGUGUUUCUUCUGAAGGAUUAUUUGCACAGACUUACAUACAGUCAAAUGUAUUUUUUGCUUUGAGAUAAAAAAAAGCAAAGAGAAGACUAUGUACACACUGUUACUAGGGUGAUUUGCAUCUGAGGGAGCUGGAAUGAGUACCUAAAUAAACUAAAAUGUGCUCUAUGUAAGCUCCUACAUCUUGAUUUAUUGUAAAGAUUUAAAUAUAUAUAUAUAUUUUGUCUGAAAUUGAGCAGUGUCUUGUCAUAAAUUAAAAACUAAGAGGGAAGUGUAAGAUACAUGUUAAUUAUACAAAUGAAGAUGUGUCAUUCACAGUAGAGUCUAACUACAGAAUUUGGCUUGACCUUUCCCUUCCCCUUCUCCCCUUCCUCCCUCCUUCCCUUCUUUUCCUCCUCCUUCCUCUUCCUCCCUGCUUCCCCCCUUCCUUCUCUCCCUCCACUUUUCCUACCCUCCCUCCCUCCUUUCUUUUUAAACAAGACCAAAAUCUUGUUUAUUUUUACAUGCAUAUGUGUAACUUUCUUACAGCAUGGAGAAUUUCUAAAUGGACUGCCCAUCAUUUAGUGUCUUACCCACAUUUUUUGUUUGGAUCAUUCUAGUUUUUAACUUUCAUCUAAGAGCAAUCUUAAGCAUACUUAUACCAGGUCAGAUAUGAUUGAUCUGUUUCUGAAG
Pteronotus mesoamericanus is the source of this 1849-nucleotide messenger RNA. It is a transcript of the gene BAMBI, whose product is annotated as BMP and activin membrane bound inhibitor. NCBI's taxonomy places the organism in Eukaryota, Metazoa, Chordata, Mammalia, Chiroptera, Mormoopidae. Gene Ontology annotation, molecular function: frizzled binding. Gene Ontology annotation, biological process: positive regulation of canonical Wnt signaling pathway; negative regulation of transforming growth factor beta receptor signaling pathway; transforming growth factor beta receptor signaling pathway. The record is from RefSeq and is a predicted model, not a curated record. The coding region runs from base 259 to 1041 and encodes 260 amino acids. The transcript is spliced from 3 exons.